UACCGGUCAGGAAUCUUGCACUUUCAUGAACGUGAUCUAGCUAGAAGCCUUAUCGUCUUUGCUCCUAACCCCUACGAUUCGUAUGACAGUGAGAUAGAUAAAAGGUGUCGUAAAAUCUUGUACUGCUCAGCUCCCUUCCAUUACAAGUCCUUCCAAUCCUACACGGAAUCCAAUGAAUGGUAUAACGAUAAUAAAAGCUCGUUCAAUACAUCGGAUCAUAGUCUCAUCGAGUUUGCUCUCCAUGCUAAGAAACCAUUUCAGUUUAUAGCUAAUGUACUCUCUCUCGAGAGAAAAACAGAUCCAUCGACAAUCCCAGUAACCCAAGACGCAUCCUCAAGUGCAUAUCAAAUAAUGAGCUACUUUUUGUUGGAUGUUGAGCUGGCUAACCGAACUAAUUUAAUAUCCAUCGAUGAUAAGAUCCAUGAUCUUUACACCAAGCUCAUAGAAGAGCUCAGGGAUUACUUGAAAGUCCAUUUACGUUCUAGUCUCGCUUCCGCCGUUUGCCCUCGCAUCGAUCGUAAGCUAGUCAAAGCUAUCUUCAUGCCUCUUAUCUAUGGAAAGACAGUGAUUAGCACGACUAAAGAUAUUCAUAAUUCGCUCUCUUCCCUCCCAAUAAGGAAUGCUUCGAAGUUGCCAUUCUUUGCUUUAAGUUCUGGAGGGAAAAAUACCCGAAGAUGUCAAACCUGAUCCUGUUGAUCCGCAAUAUUGGAUGGCAGUUCCUGCUCCUUGGAUAGACCCGUUUUUUAUAAGGCCCCCCCCCGUGCAGGACUAUAUGUAUAAAAAAAACAGUGAAUAUAUGGAUCUAUAAUCAUCUUCUUAAGAAGAGACGUAAGGCGAGUCUAAGAAUUCCCACGCAGAAUAGAGAUCGUAGGAAGACUGAGAUUGCUACUUUUGUCAACUUCAUCCGGAUGCCUAUAUAGUUAUGUUUAUGAUAAUCUUAAUGCAUCUUUAUGAUGAAAAUGCUCCUAUAUACACUGUCCACGAUAACUUUAUUACUACUGCUAAGUAUGCCCAAGUUCUUCCCUGGAAGUAUAAAGAAGUCUUUCAAAACGAUCCUAUUCCGGAAAUCUUAAGAAAUUGAAUCCCCAAAUCAGUUAGCAAGAAAGAAAGGAAAGAGAAAUUUGGACCAAACGUAUCUCGAUAAUAGUUAAAACUUACGAGAAUUAUGUUAGGGAUGUAUGCGGGUCUUUCCAGACUCCUGAGGAAGGAGGGAAAGCUCAUAAAGAUAAAUGCUGGGAUUUCUUUUAUGAGAUAAAAUAUUCUCUAGGGGAUAAUUACAGCUUGCAUUAUUAAACAGUUUGGAUUUAUGGUUGUUUUACCACCAGUUCCUAUCCUCAUUCUAAGGGGGUUUUUAGCAAUAGAAAACUCAUUUUUGACACUCUCAAUGAGAAAGACUAUCAUCCAUCCUAAAAAAUGUGUUUAAACGAUGAUUUUUAGGUUAUACCAAGGGUUUUGUAGUUCCAUAACAACUCUACCGAUUUUCUAUUUUUCUAAAACCUCCUCCUCUGGGGAGGGGGGCCAGGCUAUGAGGAAUCUUGCCUAUUAUCUGGAUAAUGAGUUCUCUCCCCAUCUUUUUCUUUAUCAGCCGGGUUCCCCCCUUCCUUCUCAGCCAUUUUCGAAAGGAUCUUAGUGUUCUCAU
Messenger RNA from Sesamum indicum (sesame), 1639 nucleotides. NCBI's taxonomy places the organism in Eukaryota, Viridiplantae, Streptophyta, Magnoliopsida, Lamiales, Pedaliaceae. The record is from RefSeq and is a predicted model, not a curated record.